CCUUGGCGGGGCGAGGGAGAGCGACUCGUGCUUCGGUGCUCCGCCUGCGAAGGAGAGGUUUCUGUUGCCAUACUGAGCUAGUCCUGGUGGUCCAGGGUCUGCAGAGCAGCAGGCGCAGAGGGAUCGGAAAGGCGAUGCAUUACUAGUGCGCUUUCGCUUUGACAGCCGAGGCGGAAAAGUGAGAGGGCCUGCCAUUGGCCGGGCUAGGUAACCAAACCCUUGCAAAGCAGAAAGCUCCCUGCGGGAGGAGCUCUGCACGCAGAGGAGGAGCCAAGGUAGCCCGUGAGAAGUUGGGACAAGGUCCUCCAGUAGAUAAGAGGCAGAGCCCAGCAGGAAUCCCCUCUGCUUGCGGGUAGGAAGCUUGGGGAGCAGCCUCAUGGAAGAGAAGCAGAUCCUGUGCGUGGGGCUGGUGGUACUGGACAUCAUCAAUGUGGUGGACAAAUACCCAGAGGAAGACACGGAUCGCAGGUGCCUGUCCCAGAGAUGGCAGCGUGGAGGCAACGCAUCCAACUCCUGCACUGUCCUUUCCUUGCUCGGAGCCCGCUGUGCCUUCAUGGGCUCGUUGGCCCCUGGCCAUGUUGCCGAUUUUGUCCUGGAUGACCUCCGCCAGCACUCUGUGGACUUACGAUAUGUGGUCCUUCAGACCGAGGGCUCCAUCCCCACUUCUACGGUCAUCAUCAACGAGGCCAGCGGCAGCCGCACCAUCCUGCACGCCUACAGCUUCCUGGUGGCUGACUUCAGGCAGAGGGGCGUGGAUGUGUCUCAAGUGACUUGGCAGAGCCAGGGAGAUACCCCUUGCUCUUGCUGCAUCGUCAACAACUCCAAUGGCUCCCGUACCAUUAUACUCUACGACACGAACCUGCCAGAUGUGUCUGCUAAGGACUUUGAGAAGGUCGAUCUGACCCGGUUCAAGUGGAUCCACAUUGAGGGCCGGAAUGCAUCGGAACAGGUGAAGAUGCUGCAGCGGAUAGAGGAGCACAACGCCAAGCAGCCUCUGCCACAGAAGGUCCGGGUGUCGGUGGAGGUAGAGAAGCCCCGUGAGGAGCUCUUCCAGUUGUUUAGCUAUGGCGAGGUGGUGUUUGUCAGCAAAGAUGUGGCCAAGCACCUGGGGUUCCAGUCAGCGGCGGAGGCCCUGAGGGGCUUGUACUGUCGAGUGAAGAAAGGGGCUACGCUGGUCUGUGCCUGGGCUGAGGAGGGCGCCGAUGCCCUGGGUCCUGAUGGUCAGCUGCUCCACUCAGAUGCCUUCCCACCACCCCGAGUAGUAGACACUCUUGGGGCUGGAGACACCUUCAAUGCCUCUGUCAUCUUCAGCCUCUCGAAGGGAAACAGCAUGCAAGAGGCCCUGAGAUUCGGGUGCCAGGUGGCUGGCAAGAAGUGUGGCUUGCAAGGGUUUGACGGCAUUGUGUGAGAGGCAGGCGGUACCAGCUCGAUACCACAGAGGCUGGCACCAUUGCCUGCCAUUGCCUUCUCUACUUCAUCCAGCCUGACAGCCAGCUGCCAUUCCCUGGGGGCGGGACAGACUGUGGGACAGACUCUGCCAGUGUCUGCAUCGCUGAAUACUUAUCUCCCCUCUGCAGAUACCUGGAGCAAAUACAUCUUCCCCUGAGCCAGC
This is a messenger RNA of Mus pahari (shrew mouse), 1612 nucleotides long. RefSeq names its product ketohexokinase (gene Khk). The record is from RefSeq and is a predicted model, not a curated record. The coding region runs from base 377 to 1408 and encodes 343 amino acids. The transcript is spliced from 9 exons. Gene Ontology annotation, molecular function: ketohexokinase activity. Gene Ontology annotation, biological process: fructose metabolic process. Lineage: Eukaryota; Metazoa; Chordata; Mammalia; Rodentia; Muridae.